Molecule: messenger RNA, 9599 nt
Organism: Xyrichtys novacula (pearly razorfish)
Lineage: Eukaryota; Metazoa; Chordata; Actinopteri; Labriformes; Labridae
Source: the annotation of a GenBank genome assembly
ACAGGCUCACGAGCCAAUAUGGCGACGAACAGGAGAGCGUAGCUUAGUAACAAGGACUUCCACUGAAGCAGAGGUUGCUGCGGGACGUUUGGAUUUAUUUAUUACACCUCAACGUUUAUUUUUUGUUUGUUUUUUGGUAAGUAUGUUCUCUGCUUUCCGGUUUAUCCUCCAACUGCUAAAAAAGAAACCCUCAUAGCCCCUCCGUUCGUCUUCUUAGCUCCUGUUAGCUUCGUGCUAACAUGGCUGUUUGUAAACAUCGAGAGAAGUUUCCUCAGAAAACGAAGAUCGGGAUGAACUCCACCGCUCCUCACGGCUCAGACUUUUUAAAAGGGUCUUUAAAGAGAAGAUGGAGAAGUGAAUUAACUGUUGUCACUGUCACUUUGUGGUUUAAUCCACAUAUUAGCAAUCCCGUGUGGUCCCCUAUUGACAACAUGGACUAAAGGAGACCCUGAACCUAAAUCUGCUGAAAUGUUGUCAUAGUACUUUUUUUCUCUGUCUGCCUGAAAACACCUUUAAAUAAAAACCAUGAUAAAGUUGAAGGUUGUUCUCUAACAGUUUAAGUUUUCUCCGUCCUCUUUCAGUCGAGCUCUGACGCAGCAGGAUGCCCGGGAAAACUGGGGACCAGUUCAAAGCAGGAGACCUGGUGUUCGCCAAGAUGAAGGGGUUUCCUUUCUGGCCUGCCAGGGUACACACACACACACUUACACACACAGUUUUCGUCCUCUGUGAUGUGUGAGUUUAAAGGGAUAUUCCGGCGUAAAAUUAAGUUAUGGUCAAACACACCGUAACACCGAGUCAGACCCCCCCUCCAGAGAUGAAUGUUGCCGACCGCUUGCUUCUCUAGUUAUACCAACUUUAGUAACGACCACAGGAUAGCAAUACAGAGAGACAGGCCCCCAACCAAAACGCCACUCUAUAGCCACAAAUAAUGCUCAGAACAGCACCUAACUUCAUCAACAGGACAUAUAGGGUCACAGACAUAGUACUAGACACCAAACAUCUUUUUAACUUUGACUCAUUUCUUUAGCAAAGAUGCUAUACACAACUGACCUCAGGCCAGUCCAUUACGGACUACAGCGGGGUGCCGCAGCUCAAGGAAGAACAUUUAUGAUAAUUUCUUCAUGGAAAUACAAUCAGACCGAGACGCCGAGGCCAGUGUUUCCCCUAGAUUUUUUUUUUUGUCGUUGUUACCCCCACUCUCUUGCCGCUCCAGGAGCUCCGCUGUUACAUUCACGUCUCGCUAAAUAGACCGUGUAUAAGCUUAAACUUUGUCCUCCACGUUGGUGGAAGAGGGUCCGACAGGAAUCGAUGCGCCCCUUGAUGACUAACAACAAGUCGUAACUAACGUGUGUUGUUGUGCUCUCACAGUGCGAGUAGAGUCAUUAGUGGCGCAUUGAUAUUCCCUGGAUAAGACAGAAGAACUACCGCGUCUGCAGUGCAAAAUGAUCAAUAUGGUGAUUAUUACUUCAAGGAAAUGAUGAAGAAAUGAUCUUAAAUGUUCUUCCUUGAGCUGCGGCACCCCGCUGUAGUCCGUAAUGGACUGGCCUGAGGUCUCUCUACAAACAAGCGUCUGCUGGAAGAGAGUAGGUGAGUUGUGUUUAGUCUCUUUGUUAAAGAAAUGAGUCAAAGUUAAAAAGAUGUUUGGUGUCUAGUACUAUGUCUGUGACCCUCUAUGUCCUGUUGAUGAAGUUAGGUGCUGUUCUCAGCAUUAUUUGUGGCGUUCUGGUUGAGGGCGUGGCUCUCUGUAUUGCUAUCCUGCCGUCGGCAACAUUCAUCUCUGGAGGGGGGGUCUAACUCGGGGUUACGGUGUGUUUGACCCUAAACUAAUUCUACACCGGAAUAUCCCUUUAAUAAUUGUCCUCCUGUCUGUUUCCAGGUCUGUAAAUCGGACUCCGGCUACAAGAAGCGAAUCCCGGUCUUCUACUUUGGGACCCAUCAGGUGUACGUACACACUGCUGAAUAUGAAUGACAUCACUUCCUGUUGAACCACUGUCUCAUCUGUGAUUGGUUCCCCUUCUUCCUCAGAGGAACCCUCCCUCCGGAGAACGUUGUUCCCUACGUGGGAAACAAGCUGAAGUACGGCAGCGGCGUCCGUAUCAAAGGCUUCGCCGAGGGCAUGUGGGAGAUCCAGAACACGCCGGGGGUCGGGAGCAAACUCAAAGUCAGUGUUCAUCAUCACUCAUUCGUCUCUGUUUAGCUGACACAGUUUAGUCGCCUCAUGAAAUACACAGUUCGUUUACAGUCGCAGUUUAAUCGGACUAAGCUCAUAGUCGUUUUUUUUUUUCGCCGAAUCAGACUUCUCUCCUUGUCCGCAUAAACAUGCAGCUGAGAAAACUUAGUCGAAACGUCCAAAGUAAGUCCAACUGUCCUUUCCAAAAGAGAGUUACCCCCGAUCUCCACCUUCAUCCUGAUCGUCACAGACACAAAAUAAAACAUCCGUCUUCUUUUCAAAAUAAAACACAUCCUCUCACUUGUUCGGGCGGAGACGAACAAGUGAAAGGUUUUUAGACGUCAUUUCACCCCGAUGACACCAUGGAUGAGGAGAUGCUGAUUCUAGAAGUCUAGAAGUAGAUUUCCUCCUCUGGAAGGACACAAUCUACUGCUUAUACGUCUAUGUGUCUGUCUUUAGAGAGACAACUCGUUAUCGCGCGUGAAUCCGCGGGUUAGUGUGAGUUCUCACGAUUCCUGCUGUCUACAAUCCGCCACAAAAUUCGCCUCACCAACGGCUCUGGAAGAAUUGGCGUACGGCAAAAAUCGCCGCUGUUUUGGAUCAGUAAAAAUUGUGGGUUAGCGUCCUCACCUCCGUGUCAUGGCUGCGUCUCCCUUCAGGUGUCACUGAUGUCUUCCUGUCUGUUUCCUCUAAAGCUCAGGCUGCUGAUUCAGUUCUGUUCCAGUAAAGAAACCGACUUUUGGUCCUGAUCCAUUUCUCUGGUCUGUCACCUCCUCAGAUGCCAACAAAAGCUUCACCUGCUGCCAAAACCACACCUGCCAAACCUCCUGCUGCUAAAACUGCGACCAAGACGCCGGCUAAACCGACCUCCGCAGCUAAAGGUACACCCGCAAAACUGACGCCUACGACCAAACCUACGCCUGCUCCAGAAGCUGAACCCUCAAACAACCAACCGAGGAGCACCCCUGCUAGAUCCAGUUCCAACAGAUCUGCGUCCUCAAAGCCGGAGAGUAAACCAGCUCCAGAGAGGAGUAGAGCUUCGACAGAAACCGCCGCCGCCGCCGCCGCUACUGCGAAAACCCCGACAAGAGCCUCAUCAAGACUGGCUCCUGAGAAAACCAAAGACUCGGUCCAGGAUUCAGAGCAGACUCAAGUAACGGAUACCGACCCGGAACAGACAGCCGCAAACACGAGGAGCAGGAGGUCGGCUGCCGGGACCAGGAACCACACCGGCGAGGUACGGAUCGAGAGCGGAGUCAGAGUCAGUGUCCCCGCCUCUCCGUUUGUUGACGUGUCCUCUUUGUUUCCUUCGUUAGCAGGUGGACGGUGAGCAGAACAGGAGGAGGACAAACGCUGAUCCCGUGGUGACCGCUCCAGGUAACCGACCCGCUCAGACCUGCUCCUCAUAAUCAAUAAUCAAUAAUCAAUAAUCGAUUCUCAAAGACUAACGUUUGUUUCUCCAGCAGCCAGCAAGAAACCGAGAACCCCCGAGUCUGAAAAAGGACAGAGGGAGCAGGAGGAGAAGAAAACUGAGGAAGAGGAGAAACCAUCCGAGAGCCGAGGAGUCAAGAGGAGGAGACAGGAGGAGGAGGAUCAGAAGAGAACGAAGGAUGGAGAGGGAAAGGAAGAAGAGACGAAGACGAGUGACGCCGGAGGAAGAAGAACGAGGAGAGCCGAGAAAGAGGAGGGCAAAGAAGAAGAAAAGAGAGAGGAGAGGAGGAGAAGAGCAACAAGGUCAGGGAGCGAAGAGAGGAAACGAACGAGUGAGAGGAAGAAGGAAGAGACGGGAACGGAGGGGAGGGAGAGCAGAGGACAAAAGAGGAGGAGGAGGAGGGAAGAGGAGGAGGAGAAGAGCGGAGAAAGUGAAGAGACGAAAAGAAGAGAGAGGGAGGAUAGUGAGGGGAUGAAAAGGAGAAAGAGGGGGGAGGAAGAGGAGAAAAGCCGAACGAGACAAGGAGAGAAAGACGACAGAGAGGAGGUGAAGAAAACGAGGGAAGAUAGAAAAGAGGAGAGGGUGGGGAGGGAAACGCGGUCAGAGAGCGAAGGAAGAAAGGAAACAAAGAGGAGGAGAGUGACGGAGGAGAAGAGGAAAGAAGCAAGAGAGAGAGCGAAGACGAGGGGCGCCGAGAAAGAGGAGGAGGAGAAGGAUGAAGACGGAGAGAAAGAUCUGACCAUCCUGGAGAAGAUGACGGAGAAAAUGAGGGAGGAAGGACGAGAGAGAGAGAGCGGCCGCGUGGACGAGGAGGUAAGACCCUGUCCUGUCUUCUUUUGGGGGUCCCUGUGUCCGUCCUGGACACCCCCAGACCUUCAGGAGGAGGAGGAGGAGGAGGAGGAGGAGGACUCACCUUUCUGACCCUUCCUCCUUAAAUUUGAUUUUCCUUUUUACGCCUUCAGAGGAAACGCCACCUCGCCGCCAAGAGGGAGAGUCUGAUCCGAUCUCUGAGGGGUCUGCUGAAGGACGGGCGAGGAGCGAAGAGGAGGGAGACGAUGAAGAGCGUCCAGUAAGAAGAAGAACUUUGAAUAACCGAGUGAAAGAAAGAGGGGAAAAAAAGAAAAAGUGUUGACGUUUGUGUUUUUUUCAGGAGGAGCGGAGACGGAGGGAAGAGGAGGGUUCAGAGGACAGCAGACAAGAACCUCAGAGAGUCCACCACCAGGAAGAGGGACAAGGAGGAGACCACGACCGUCAGGAAAACCACCGAGCAGAAACGGAGAGAGUGGAGAAAAGAAGGAGAGAAGAAGGUGGAGGAGAAAACCACCGGCAAGAAGAGCGCGAAGAAGACGGACGACGAGCCGAAGACAAAGACCAGAGAAGAAGAAGAGAGCGGAGAGAAGAAGAAGAAAGAAGACAAAGCGGAAACGAGCGAUGAGAACAAGAAAGAAAAAGAGUCGAAGAAAGAGGAGGAAAGAAAAGAAGAGAGGAAAAUCAUCGGGAAGAUCGUGAAAGCGGGCGGACAGGGGACGAAGAUCCAGGUGAAGACGAUGAUGGGAGGAACGACGAAGGCGGCGGCAACAGCGGAGGAGGAGAAGAAGAAAAAGGAGGAAAAAGUGAAGGAGACGGAAAGACAGAAAAGAGAAGAGGCUGGAGAGACGGAGAAGAAAGAGAAGAACAAAACCGAGGCGGAGAAGGACAAGAAAGAAGAGAAACAGAAGAGGACGAACGAAGAGACGCAGAAGGACGAGAGAGAUGGAGACACCGUGGAGAAACAGACGAGAGAGAGGAAGGAGACGGAGGGAAAGAGUGACGGAGAAUCGAAGGAGAAGAAGAGAGAAGAAAAGGUAGAGAAGGGGAAGAUGGAGGAAAAGAGCGAGGGAGCAAAGGUGGAGAAAAGACCGACGAGGGAGUGGAGGAAGGUGGAGGUGAGGAAGGACGAGGAACAAGAGAAGAAGAGGAAGAAGAAGAACAAGGAGAAAACCACGACAGAACCAACGAAGAAGAACGAGACGGUCCAGAACCAACCGGAGAGGAGGACGAGAGGGGGAGAGAGGGAGAGGAGGGAGGAGAAGGAGAGGAAGGAAGAGAGGGGGAGGAGAGAAGAGAAGGAAAAGGAAAAGGUGGGAGAGAAGGAAAGGAAAGAGGAGAAGGAAAAGGUGGGAGAGAAGGAAAGGAAAGAGGAGAAGGAAAAGGUGGGAGAGAAGGAAAGGAAAGAGGAGAAGGAAAAGGUGGGAGAGAAGGAAAGGAAAGAGGAGAAGGAAAAGGUGGGAGAGAAGGAAAGGAAGGAAGAGAAGGAAAAGGUGGGAGAGAAGGAAAGGAAAGAAGAGAAGGGAAAGGUGGGAGAGAAGGAAAAGGUGGGAGAGAAGGAAAGGAAGGAAGAGAAGGAAAAGGUGGGAGAGAAGGAAAGGAAAGAAGAGAAGGGAAAGGUGGGAGAGAAGGAAAGGAAAGAAGAGAAGGAAAGGAAAGAGGAGAAGGAAAGAAGGGAAGAGAAGGAAAGAAAAGAAGAGAAGGAAAAGGUGGGAGAGAAGGAAAGGAAGGAGGAGAAAGGAAAGGUGGGAGAGAAGGAAAGAAGGGAAGAGAAGGAAAGGAAGGAGGAGAAAGGAAAGGUGGGAGAGAAGGAAAGAAGGGAGGAGAAGGAAAGGAAUGAAGAGAAGGAAAAGGUGGGAGAGAAGGAAAGGAAAGAAGAGAAGGAAAAAGUGGGAGAGAAGGAAAGGAAAGAAGAGAAGGAAAAGGUAGGAGAGAAGGAAAGAAGGGAAGAGAAGGAAAGGAAGGAAGAUAAGGAAAGGAAGGAAGAGCAGGAAAGGAAGGAAGAGCAGGAAAGAAGGGAAGAAAAGGAAAGGAAGGAGGAGAAGGAAAAGGUGGGAGAGAAGGAAAUGAACAAAACAACAACGGAGGAAGAACGAAGAUCAGAGGAACGUCAGGAGGAAGUAAAAACUGUAGAAGAAGAAGUGAAGGUGGAGAGAGUUAAGGUCGGAGGUCAGACGAACUCUGAGUCCUCUGCUGGUCCCGCGGCGGCGAAGGAGCAGAAGAAGAGUUCGACCAUGACGCUGACCGACUCCACGCUGCACCGGAUCCACGGGGACAUCCGGAUCUCUCUGAAGAUCGACAACCCAGUAAGACCCGGUUCCUGAGGUUUUUGGACCUACGGGGGUCUCCUAGCCGGUCUAACCGAACCCCCUUUCUUCUUCCCUCUCCAUCCUCCAGGACGUGGCGAAGUGUCUGAUGGCGUUGGAUCAGCUGAGCAUGGUCUACGUGACGUCCAAACACGUGCAGAGACACAGCGAGCUCAUCUCCACGCUAAGGAAGGUGAGAAGAUACCCGGGCGUCAGAGCCGAGCUGACCAAUCAGAGCACGCCGACUGACCUUUUAACCUUUUCUUUCUCCCGCCCUCCUCGCCGUGAAGCUGAGGAGCUACAGGUCCAACCAGGCCAUCAUGGACAAGGCCUCCAUGCUCUACAACCGCUUCAAGAACGCCUACCUGCUGGGCGAGGGCGAGGAGGUGGUGAGCGCCGCCUUCCUGCGCUCGCUGCUGGAGGAGAAGGAGAGGGAGGAGGCUCAGCGGGCGGAGAGGGCGAUGAGGGAGGAGCUGCUGCAGGAGGUGAAGAGGCGCAUGGAGCAGGUGGAGGAGAGGAGGAGGUCUGACGGAGGAGGAGGAGAAGAAGAAGAGAAGAAGAUGGAGGGUGAGUAAAAAAAAGGAAAGUCAAACGAACCAAUCAGAGUUCUCCUCCUCCUCCUCCUCAGCUUCAGUGGACUCCUCCUGAAGCAUCAUGGACCGAACCAUCUCAAGACAGAGGGGGGGGUCGACCUCCUCAAAGUGGACCUCCACGAUCACCUUUACCUCAUCACACCUGUUCACUUCCUGUACAGCUCGGCGUAUUUAUGGACCUCACCGACGCUCGCUCCGGGGUCAGAGUUCACUACGUUUGGACCGUCUCACCCGAGCAGGUUCUGGUUCUGGAAGAGUUGAUUGUAUUUUCUCGGUUCUCACGUAAAGCGUUACCGUUCCUCACCUGAGCAUUAACCUGACCGCCGAACCCCGUGACCGGUGCAAUUUUGAUUCGGCGUUCGAGUUAGCUCGGAAGUCAGACGACGGAGCUGAAAAUGACGUCACUACGGAGUUCUCAGCGUUUCAGUCACCGAGUCGGAAAAAAGCGAAAUCGGAGGCCUGAAACAAGAUGGCUACAUCUACGAGAGUUAUUUUAGCGCUAGCAUUUUCCGAGAAUAAGGCGAGCACUCAAAUAACUUUCGUAGAUGUAGCCAUCGUGUUUUCUGACAAAAUCAGAGGCGUAAACAAGAUGGAUACAUCUGCGUAAGUUAUGUAACCGCUAGCCUUUCUGAGAUAUAAGGCAGGUGCUAAAAUAACUUUCGUAGACGUUAUUUCCGGAGCAAAAUCGGAGGCGCAAACAAGAUGGCUACACCUAAAAAAGUUAUUUUAGCCUGCUUUGUCCGAACGUGAGGCAAGCACGAAAAAAACUUUCGUAGAUGUAGCCAUCUUGUUUUCUGACCAAUAUUAGAGGCGUAAACAAGGUGGAUACAUCUGCGUAAGUUACGUAACCGCUAGCCUUUCCGAGAUAUAAGGCAGGUGCUAAAAUAACUUUCGUAGAUGUAGCCAUCUUGUCUCACAAGCAAAAUCGGAGUCGCAAACAAGAUGGCUACACCUACAAAAGUUAUUUUAUCCUGCGCGAACGUAAGGCAAGCACGAAAAAAACUUUCGUAGAUGUAGCAUUCUUGUUCCCGGAGCAAAAUCGGAGGCGCACACAAGAUGGCUACGACUACAAAAGUUAUUUCACCGCUAGCCUUUCCGAAAUAUAAGGCAAGCGCUGAAAUAACUUACAUGUAGCUAUCUUGUCUCCGGAGCAAAAUCGGAGGUGGAAACCAGAUGACUACAUCUACGAGAGUUAUUUUUUCCGAAUGUCAGGCACGCACUAAAAAGAUUUCGGAAUUGUAGCCAUCUUGUUUCCGAUUUUCCUUUAUCCGACUUGGUAACUGAAACGCCGGGAACUCGAAGGUGACGUCAUUUUCAGCUGAGUAAGCUAAUCCAAAUCUAACUUUAUAUCGUUUUAAACUUUAAACUUCUAUUAUUCAGUUUUUUUUUUUUAUUUCAGUGUCAAACUACAGAACUCCACUAAAUUUUUUUAUCUUUUCGGAUUUUCAGCGUACUGUCUCUUUAAGAGCCCGACCUAAUACCUGUCAGAGGGAGGUUUUAUCGCCUCGCAGUGAUUUUUUUUUUUUGUGUAUUUAAGAGAGAAGUCAGUUUGAAGAUAAAAUCGUUAAAUUUAAUGUUUUAAACAAAAGCUGCUUUACUUUAUUUUUAAUAUCAACUACAGUUUGUUUUUCUCAUUAAUUCACGGCAGUGUUAAACCCUGAAUGAAAGCAUUAGUCAGCUGAUCAUCAUCACACACACUGACGGAUGUCCUCCGGUUUUAUCGUCACACACUCGGGUGUUGUUUGUCGUGUGUGUGUUUUGUACUCUGUGGUGUAAAUAUGUAAUUUUUGAUUUUCAGACAUUUUUAAAGGAGUGUUAUUAAAACUCUGUCGCCUCCUGAGUUCCUUUAUUUGAUUCAGUAAGAGUGUUUUUUUUUUUUUAUUCAGUAGCAUUUCAACAUAUACGGACAAAAUACGAAAGGAAAACUAAACAUAUAUACGCAACUACAUUAGCAUCACAUUGAAGUUAUAUAUAUCCUGUUUAUAUAAAGUAUAACAAAAAUAAAAUAUGUAUAAAAAAAUAUUUCGACUUGUAUAAUAAUCCCAUUUUUAUCCCUAUAUUCCCAUCAUAAUAUGGCUGAACCGUGACUUUAAUCUCAUAAUGACUUUAUUCUUUUUUUUAUCACUGUAUUUUUAUUAUUGUAACAAAGACUUCACUCUUUUUUUGUUUAACAAUGUCUUUAUUAGCAUUUUUUCAAAGGCAGUAUACAACUUCAAUAUCAACAAUAGAAUUAUAAAUUUCACCCAAACCCGCCCCCCUCCCAGAACAAACCCCAUCGGCCAACUCUAACC